This is a messenger RNA of Setaria italica (foxtail millet), 2915 nucleotides long. Its product is annotated as putative disease resistance protein RGA3. The record is from RefSeq and is a predicted model, not a curated record. NCBI's taxonomy places the organism in Eukaryota, Viridiplantae, Streptophyta, Magnoliopsida, Poales, Poaceae. Gene Ontology annotation, molecular function: protein binding; ADP binding. Gene Ontology annotation, biological process: defense response to other organism. The transcript has a single exon. The coding region runs from base 528 to 2774 and encodes 748 amino acids.
GCGAGGUCCUCCGUUGGCCUAUCUCGCCAUGCGUCGGCGUCGGCUGGUCGGCCUGGGCUGCGUCUUCGGCCCCGGCGCGCACCAGAGCUAGCCGACCGCACCUGCUUCCUUCUCUCCUUUCAAUUUCGUUGACCGCAUUCCCUGUCCUAUCUUGUAGUCGGGCGCGCCGGGUGCUUGUAAAAAUGCCUGACCGGAUGGCUUGCAUUGGGAGCGGGAGCGUGUGCUGUCCUUCGCUGUAGUGCUGUGGUUUCCUUUGCUCUGCAUCGUUCCGCCUCUUAUUUUGUACCGGAUGAAAUCAUUUAUUGAGCUUGUGCACCGAUGCGAUCAAUUGCCACGCAAUGAUGCAAGUCAACAAUUGCCACGAAAUAUCUUCCCCGUCACUGUUACCCACUUGCCUUCAGUCCAGCUUGCAUUAUUGCACCUACCAGCAAGUCUCUUCCUUGUUUCCAUCACCUGUUGCCUCUUCUCAGAUCUCCCUGUGGUUGAGCCUGUGAGGAAGAGCAAGGAAGCCCUGCGAGCAAGGAAACAUGGCAGAGUCGCUGCUGCUCCCCGUGGUGCGCGGCGUCGUCGGCAAGGCGGCUGACGCUCUCGUGCAGAGCAUCACUCGCAUGUGGGGCGUCGACAAGGACCGCCUCAAGCUCGAGCGCCACCUGGUGUACGUGCAGUCCUUGCUGGCUGACGCCGAGGCGAAGAGCGAGACCAACCACGCCGUCCGGACGUGGAUGAAGGAGCUCAAGGCCGCCGCGUACCAGGCCGACGACGUCCUCGACGACUUCCAGUACGAGGCGCUGCGCCGUGAGGCCCUGAGCGGCCAGUCCAUGGCAAGCAAGAUACUGAGCAACUUCACCUCAAAGAAUCGUCUUGUAUUCCGUCAUAAAGCGAGCAGAGACCUGAAGAACGUGCUCGAAAAGAUUGACGAGCUCGUGACCGAGAUGACAAAGUUUGGCCUGGUGGCGCUUCCGGAGGCGCCGCCGCAAGCUCUUCCUCGGCAGACGCACUCAGCGCUGGAUGAAUCCAUGGAGAUAUUUGGCAGAGAAGGUGACAAAGAUGGGGUGGUGGAACUGUUGCUGGACCAGCAAGAUCAGCAGGAUGUACAAGUGCUGCCCAUCCUUGGAAUGGGGGGUGUGGGCAAGACCACGCUAGCCAAGAUGGUGUACAACAACGACAAAAUUCAGAAGCACUUUGAAUUGAGGAUGUGGCACUGCGUGUCAGAAAAUUUUGAAGCUAUUCCUCUUGUUAGAUCUGUAAUUGAGUUGGCUACAAAUAGCACAUGUGGUCUGCCUGACACGAUCGAGCUUCUGCGAGGAAAACUGCAGGAAGCUAUUGGCCGCAAAAGGUUCCUACUCAUUCUCGACGAUGUGUGGAACGAAGACCAAAACAAGUGGGAGGAUGACUUGAGGCCGCUACUCUGUUCUUCAAUUGGUGGAUCAGGAAGCACAAUAGUUGUCACAAGUAGAAGCCGACAAGUGGCGUCAAUAAUGGGCACCCUUCCACCUCAUGAAUUAGUGUGUUUGAGUGAAGAUGAUUCGUGGGAAUUGUUCUCAAAGAAAGCAUUUAGUAAAGGAGUGCAAGAGCAAGCAAAGUUUGUCAAAAUUGGCAGAUGUAUCAGCAACAAGUGCAAGGGACUGCCUCUUGCACUGAAGACAAUGGGUGGAUUGAUGAGUUCAAAACAACAAAUCGAGGAAUGGGAGGCCAUUGCAGAUUGCAAUAUUAGUGAUACCAAUAGAGGUAAAGAUGAGGUAUUGCCCAUACUAAAACUGAGCUACAAGCACUUGUCCCCUGAGAUGAAGCAAUGCUUUGCCUUCUGUUCACUUUUCCCCAAGGACUAUGAGAUGGAGAAGGACAUGUUGAUUCAACUAUGGAUGGCAAACGGUUAUCUUCAUGAAGAGGGGACGAUGGACUUGACACAAAAAGGGGAAUAUAUCUUCAACGAGUUGGCUUGGAGGUCCUUUUUCCAAGAUGUGAUAUUAGUGAGGGAGCCCUAUUUUAUGCAUGCCUCAAAACAAGAGAUAAAUGGAUGUAAAAUGCACGACUUGAUGCAUGACCUUGCAAAAGAUGUUGCAAAUGAAUGUGCAAAUGCGGAAGAGUUAAUUCAGCAAAACAUGCCUGUAAAUGACGUCCAUCACUUGCAUAUUCGGGGAAAUUAUCAAUUGAACAAAAUCAGCCAGUUACUGGGAGGCACUAUGUAUCUUCGCACACUGUUGAUGCCACCAUCAUCGUACAAGGAUCUGAUGAAGUCAAAACUGAUGCCAUCAAGAGCAUUGAGUAUUCUUUGUAGAGAUACUUCAAUCGUCCAUAUGCUCACACGCACAGCACAUUUGCGGUAUCUUGAUCUCUCUUACUCGAGUAUUGUUAGCUUGCCAAACUCAAUCUGUAUGUUGUAUAACUUACUGUCUUUGAGGCUUAAUCACUGCUCCCUACUACAAUAUUUACCUGAGGGUAUGAGAACUAUGAGGAAGCUCUGCCAUAUUUAUCUCUUGGGGUGUGGUAGCUUGGAACGAAUGCCCCCAAAACUUAGUGUACUACACAACCUUCGCACACUAACAAGAUUUGUUGUGGGCACAAAAGAUGGAUGUGGAAUCGAGGAGCUCGAAGACCUACGACAGAUUGGCGGCAGGUUGGAACUGUAUAAUUUGCAGGAAGUAAAGUGUGGGUCGAAGGCCAAUCUCCAUGAGAAACAUAAUCUAAAUGAAUUGUUGUUGUAUUGGGAUCAUUUUCGUGAGGCUACUAAUCAUGAACAAGUAUGGAAUCUCUUGUACCUCAUGAUAAGCUAAAAAGUUUGGAGGUGCAUAGUUACGGUGGCCUCACAAUCUCGCAAUGGAUGAGAAACCCUCAAAUGUUCCGGUGCUUGAGAGAACUUAUUAUGUCCGGAUGCCCAUGGUGUAAGGACCUGCCAAUAGUAUGGUUGUCAUCCU